Erythranthe guttata (spotted monkey flower) is the source of this 2500-nucleotide messenger RNA. RefSeq names its product transmembrane kinase-like 1 (gene TMKL1). Gene Ontology annotation, molecular function: protein kinase activity; protein binding; ATP binding. Lineage: Eukaryota; Viridiplantae; Streptophyta; Magnoliopsida; Lamiales; Phrymaceae. The record is from RefSeq and is a predicted model, not a curated record. Gene Ontology annotation, biological process: protein phosphorylation.
CAUAUUAUUUAUCAAACACCACUCACCUUUUUUUGUUCAAACAUUAAACUAAUUGUAGCCCCAAUUCAAAUCUAAUCGAAUAUCGUACUGAUUUUGAUACACACUGUCAACAAACACACACACACACAGUCACUAGUCUCUCUGCUUUUUUCCCCCAAAAAGAAAAGAAAAUAAAAAGGAGAAACUCAAACAAGAAACCCUCUCUCCCAAUUUUCUUGUUAGCCCCUCCCAUGGCGGCGGCUGCAGCUCCUCCUCCUCCUCUGCUUCUCCCACUCUGCAUUUUCCUGCUUCUCUCUCUACAAACCCACUCCACCACAGACGUAGAGCUACUCAUAUCAAAGAUCAAGCCUUCACUGCAAGGAACCGCAGAGAACCUCCUCCUAUCCACCUGGAACUCCUCUGUACCACUCUGCCAAUGGCGGGGCCUCAAGUGGUCCUUCAUCAACGGCUCCUCUCUAACGUGCGCCGACCUCUCUUCCCCACAACGGUCCAGCAUUUUCCUCCACAAAGACCCCCUCUUGCAGCUCGUUUCGCUCCAGCUCCCCUCCGCCAAUCUCACCGGAACCCUACCCAAAGAAAUCGGACAGCUAGCCAAUCUCCGGAGCCUCUACCUCGCCGUGAACUCACUCUCCGGCGGGGUUCCGUUAGAGCUCGGCUACAGCUCUUCCUUGUCGGAGAUUGAUUUGAGCCACAAUUUGCUCAAUGGGUCUCUGCCACCUUCCAUUUGGAACCUCUGCGACCGCCUCCUUUCCCUCCGCCUCCACGGCAACUCUCUCUCCGGCGCUUUGCCGGAACCUCUUCUGCCCAACUCCACCUGCCACAGUUUGCAGUUUCUUGAUUUAGGGCAGAACGCCUUCGCCGGAAUAUUCCCCGAUUUCAUAACCGGCUUCAACGGCCUCAAACAGCUCGAUCUCGGCGGGAACAUGCUCUCCGGCCAAAUCCCGGAUUCCAUCACCGGUUUAAAAUUGGAAAAAUUGAAUCUUUCCCACAAUAACUUCACCGGGGUUCUUCCCGAUUUCGGCGAGUCCAAGUUCGGCGUCGACGCAUUCGAAGGAAACAACCCCACCCUUUGUGGGGGCCCUCUCGGAUCCUGCAGCCGGAGCUCCGGGUUGAGCUCCGGCGCCAUCGCCGGGCUUGUGAUCGGUCUGAUGACCGGAACCGUCGUGUUGGUUUCGCUGCUGAUCGGUUACUUCCAAGGCAAGAGAAAGAAGAAUGCCGACGAAGAAGACGACGAAUUCGACGAAAUGGACGAUGACGAAGAAAUGGGGAAUAAUAAUGGUGAUGGGAAAUUGGUUUUGUUUCAAGGUGGGGAGCAUUUAUCAACGGAGGAUGUAUUGAAUGCGACGGGGCAAGUUAUGGAGAAGACGAGUUACGGGACGGUGUACAAGGCGAAGCUUUCGGACGGAGGAACGAUCGCUUUGAGGUUGCUUAGGGAAGGGAGUUGCAAAGAUAAGAGUUCUUGUUUGCCGGUGAUUAAGCAGUUGGGAAGGAUCCGACACGAGAAUUUGAUCCCGUUGAGGGCUUAUUAUCAAGGGAAACGAGGCGAGAAACUUCUCAUUUACGACUACCUACCGAACAAGACUCUACAUGAUCUCUUACAUGAAUCUCGAGUCGGAAAACCGGUGCUGAAUUGGGCAAGAAGGCACAAGAUAGCGCUAGGAAUCGCGCGAGGGCUGGCCCACCUCCACAAUCAAGAACCGCCAAUCACCCACGGGAACAUACGCUCCAAGACGGUCCUAGUGGACGACUUCUUCGUGGCGAGGCUGAACGAGUUCGGCCUCGACAGAAUCAUGGUGCCCGCGAUCGCCGACGAAAUAAUCUCCGUCGCUAAAUCCGACGGCUACAAGGCGCCCGAGAUUCAAAAGAUGAAGAAGUGCAACUCGAGGAGCGACGUGUACGCGUUCGGGAUAGUCUUGCUGGAGAUUCUGUUGGGCAGGAGGCCUGGGAAAACAAACGGGGGCAGAAACGUGGGGUUCGUGGACUUGCCCUCGAUUGUGAAGGUGGCGGUUCUGGAGGAAACGACGAUGGAGGUUUUUGACGUGGAGGUGGUGAGAGGUAUGAGGAGUCCGAUGGAGGAAGGUUUGGUGCAGGCGUUGAAGCUGGCUAUGGGGUGCUGUGCUCCGGUGGGGUCCGUUAGGCCGACUAUGGAGGAGGUUGUUCGGCAGUUGGAGGAGAAUAGGCCGAGGAAUCGGUCGGCUUUGUAUAGUCCGGCUGAGACUAGAAGUGGAAGUGUUACUCCUUUCUGAUCUACUUUUUUUUUUUUUUUUUUCUUUUUAGUAAUUAUAUUGUGAUUUUUUCGAAUUUUCGAGUAAGAUCGUUUUUUGCGUUUUAAUGUUUAAUUGUCGUAAGUUUGUUGUGUUUGGUUUUCUGUUGGUCGUUAGUUCUUGCGUUUUCCCGUCACUGGUGAAAAAUAAGCUUCCACCAGUUCUUUAUUCCUUGAUCAGGUGAAUUAUAUUUGAAGCCCUGCAUCUGAAAUGGGUGGCGGUCGGAUUCGAAUUCA